UAUACAUCGCUACAAUAUACAGAGACUUAAUGUAUUUUAAUAUUGAGUAGACCGAUAAUUUUUCAUUAUCAACUUGGGAAAACUCCUUGACCAGAUCUUAAAAGUAGAAAAGACAAAAAACUAGUACUACAAUUCCAGCCGAUGAUGAUAUGGUGCUAUCGCAUACAUCACAUAUGCAGUACGGAAUGCAUUAACGAAGAACUCGCAUUCCUCAAGAAGACUUUGACGGAAAAUGGUUACCCAGAACGGUUCAUAGAAAGGAAUAUGAAUAGAAGUAGUCGCGACAAGAAUUCUAGUUGUUCCGUUACGAAGAAAAACCUUUAUAUAAGUCUGGAAUUUAAAGGUGAUCGAACAUCAGACGUAAUCAAAAAUCGUCUAACAACAACUAUUAGAAGAACAUUUAACGCGGCAAAACUGCGAAUAUCCUUCACUAGUAGAAACUUAUUUUCUGUAUCCAUAAAAGAUAAGCUUCCACGUCUGGUCGCCUCCAUGUGCAUCUACCAAUUCACCUGCUCUUGUGGAGCAAGGUAUAUUGGCCGUAGCCAGCGCUCGCUUUCAACUCGGAUACGGGAACAUAUCCCAGCUUGGUUCUAUAAGGGUGAAAGGAAAGCAGUUAGGAGUUCGAUACUUGAACACCUAAUCGACUAUAACCAUUCAACAGAUCCACAAAUUGACUUUAAGGUUGUUUAUAUGAUUCGUUCAAAUCUAUCCAGAUUUCUUCGUAUACAACUUUUAAAAAUAGCCGAAGCUCUUACCAUCCAAGAGCUUAAACUAGAACUAUGCGUACAAAAGAAGUACGUCCUAUCGUUAUCGUUACCUUGGCCUUAAUUAUUUUGAUUAUCCUAUUAUUAUUAUUAUUAUUAUUAUUAUUAUUAUUAUUAUUAUUAUUAUUAUUAUUAUUACUGCAUUCCCCCUUUACUUAUGUCAUAUAUUCUCAUUGUUUUAUUCAUGAACGCUCAUCAUAUCACUUUAUUUUUGUACACCUCUAUGACCUUUAAUUAUUAUAUCAAAAACAUUUUAAUCAUUUUAAUCAUCUUAUUAUAUUCACCAAAUCCAUUGUUAUUGUUAUUAUUCACAUUACGUAAUCGAGUAUUAUAACAUUUUUAUUAACUGUGUUCACAUUUCCUCACAGAAUUAGUACUUUUACCAAAACAAAAGAAUUUCAUAUAUAUACGAUUGUACAGCUUGAUAAUAAAUUCGUUGAAAAGAGAUCACUUCGCUGAAA
This is a messenger RNA of Schistosoma haematobium, 1225 nucleotides long. RefSeq lists its product as uncharacterized. Lineage: Eukaryota; Metazoa; Platyhelminthes; Trematoda; Strigeidida; Schistosomatidae. The transcript has a single exon. The coding region runs from base 142 to 828 and encodes 228 amino acids. The record is from RefSeq and is a predicted model, not a curated record.